This is a messenger RNA of Rhizoctonia solani, 1335 nucleotides long. RefSeq names its product RNase P Rpr2/Rpp21 subunit domain protein. NCBI's taxonomy places the organism in Eukaryota, Fungi, Basidiomycota, Agaricomycetes, Cantharellales, Ceratobasidiaceae. Gene Ontology annotation, biological process: tRNA processing. Bases 1 to 1335 code for a protein of 444 amino acids. The transcript is spliced from 9 exons. The record is from RefSeq and is a predicted model, not a curated record. Gene Ontology annotation, cellular component: nucleolar ribonuclease P complex.
AUGGAGCCUGAGAAUGCACAAACUUCGUCAAGUCGACACAAGUCUGGUCUCAAACUCAAGGACUGGGACGAGCAUAUUCUCAAGUUUCUAGAAACGGCAGGUCUUGACCAAGCUGCGCGCGGGUUCAAAUUAGAUGUCAUGGUAAUGAACCAUAACUCAGAAAAACGAUUGUUGGUUGCAUUAGAACAGUUUUGUUCUGUUGUGGCGGGCAAAGCUUCGGUCGUGGUUGGUGCAGACACCAAGACGGAGAUGGACCCUCCAAACUCAGAUUUAGACGAAAUUAAACAAAGACGGCCCGCUCGGGAAGACGAUGAAACUGGGGAGAUUCCGAAACGUCCCGUAGGCGCCGGGGACAAGUCGUCGGGUGUGAAUGAGCGGUUUCAGGCUGUGGAAACACAUCUGGGCUUAAGAUACGUUCCUGCGCCGCCAGCAGACUAUAUGCUCCGUGUAAAGCACAUUGAAGAGCACAUUAUUCGACUAGAGAAAGAAUACCCUCCCUGGGCGGCAUUACACUUUAACCAACCGAACCGAGGCUGGCCGCCCCCACCACGAGACUCAAUCAUCGCCAUCCCACCUCACCUUACAUCUUCGACCCCAUCCGCUCCCGCUCCCUCCGGAUCCGAUACAAAAGGCAAACAUCGCGCCGGGAAAGAGUCAAGCCUUUUACGCGCGGCCCUAGAUAAGCUUGAAGUACAAAAGGCGCUGGAUGUUAUUAUGGCCAAGAAGGCGCAAAACAAGGCUGACCAACCGCCUCUGGUCAUCCCAAAUCGGGAUCUUAUGCAGCGGAUGAAUUUCCUGUAUCAGGCCAGCGCAACUCUCGCGCGUUCGGGAGCGCACCCGGAGACUGGCCGUCUGGCGCGAAAACACGUCAAGACAAUCAAAGGGAUUGCCAGCGGAGCAGUGGUCAAGAUUGACCCAAGUGUUAAACGUAUGCUUUGCAAGGGCUGCAACGCUGUACUCGUGCCUGGAUCUUCUGCUUCUGUGCGCGUGAAGACUUCGAGACCACACGGAAGAGUGAUAAGCUACACAUGCUUCUCUUGUCGCGAGGUCCGCGUCAUCCCUGCGGCCCCAACGAUACAGUCCCAUCAAGCUCCACAAGUGCAAGGCAAAAUCACCACAGAGAGCACAUGCACGAGUGAACAACGUGCAGGCGGGAAUGACGUGCAUGUAUCCACCGCGAAUGAUGAUAUAGACGAUAACGUUCAGCCCAGCGCUACGGCUCCCAAAACCGAUCAGCAUAGGCGCCGGAGAUCAAAGGCCCGCCCGGUGCCGUUCUUCGCACGCGUAGAUGCCGGACAUGUGAUCUUUCGAGGUAUAGAACGCAUGGAUGGAUGA